CCGCAGGUAGCGCAGAGUGAGGAGAACAUGUCCGCGGCGACCUUCGCGUCCUACGUAAUCGGUAAACUCUCCGGAAGUGACAGAGUGGACUCUGCAACCUCCAGCAUGGCAUCCAGGACUUCCCCGACGCCCCGCUUGACAGCCGUGUGGCGCACCAAGUCCAUCCCCUACGACGUGCCGAAGGCCGAGUCCCCAACCUUUAAGUCCGACGGCUCGCUCCUGAAAAUCCUUCGGACAAAGUCCAUGCCGUCCUUGAACCUUGAGGACGAGAUCCCAGGGCGUUCGCUCCGGCCGAUGUCGCCGCUCUCCGUCGGCUCCUCGGCGAGCAGCAGGUCGGCCUCGCCCCUGCCGAUGGUGAUGAGCAAGACGGUGAAUCCCCGCAUGGGUCGAAUCACGAUGACGCCGCCGCCCAGCCCCGCCCCCAGUACCCCCCCGCAGCGCCGGAGGUUGGCGAGGACCACCUCCGACGGCGCCCUACUGGUGAAGCGCCGCCAGAAGCGGAGCGAGUUUGAGUGCGAGUUCCCUUCCGGAGGCACGCCUUCCGUCAGAGCCCUCAAGAAUAUGUUCGACGCCAAGUCAGAUGAAUCGGUGGCCGCCGACAGGUCACCUCUGUCGCCCAAGGAAAAACUGCCGUUCGCAUCGCCGACGAAGAGCGUGAUGGUCGUCGGCCAGCUCUCGGAGGAGGAGCCUGUGGCGGCGGAACGCCAGAUGGAGAUCGUCCGUCAUGGAAGUCUCGACCUUUAUGAGAAAGCGGAAGAGAAAAAUACCGCCUCCAUAUUGCCAGAAAUUCGCAUGCCACAACGCUCUAUCAAGGAGCUUCGGAUGCGUUUUGAGCAACCCAAUAAGCUGGAGGAGACCACAACCCCCCAGACCCAUAAGCCACCAAGAGACUCGGCCAUGCAAGUGAACAUUAUUGUGGAAGAAAAGGCUUUAGUCCGUGAGGUACAGUCUGAACCGAAGCCAAAAGCCCACGCUCCUGUGAUCAAACAGCGGUCCAGGAGCGAACCGGAGAUUAUCACUAAGCGUCCACACGUUCUUGCAAGUCCUGUGUCGGUAAAGAGGCUGAAGAUGCAGUUUGAGAGUCAAGGAGUGAAAGAUUCAUUUGCAUCGCCCGCUCUCUUGCAUCCAUGUAAAGAAACCACUAAACUGAGAAAGCAUUUUGCUGUUCGUCUCAGUAGCUCGGAGUCAGAGGACGAUGUAUUUGACAUGGAUCUUCCCAGUGCUGUGAAAAAGCCAGAGCCGAUGCUGCUCGAAGCGACAGAAGCCAGUUCAGUCACUCACUCUGUGAGUAACUUGAGACAGCAAUUUGAAAAGGUCGCAUCUGCCCAGUCUUCCUCGAAGACUGUUGGGAGGGAUGAUGUUACUGUCAGGAUUCAGUGGUCGACGACACGAGACUUGCGGUCGACCUUUGAGAGCGCUGAGCAGAACAGAGAGAUCCAACAGGAAAGGCCAACACGCCCCUCUCUGUCUGAGAUCAACCCUCAGAAAACGGUUAAGAACCUCUUACAACAAUUCCAAGCUCAAACACCGGAUCCUCCUUUGGAAGAAAAAACAAACAAGUUUUCUUUCGAAGUGAGAGAGUCUACUCACUCAAGGGAAAUUUCAAAUUCAGACGUAAAGUCUUACAUCAAGUCUUACGAGGCCUCCAGCAGUCCACAGACUCGUCACAGAAGCCUUGAUGGGGAGGAGAGUGAACAUAGGGACGUAAAGUCCCCUCGGCAUGGAGUGUUCACACAACAGUCCCCUGCGCAAAGACAGAGGAGCUCAAGUAGUUCCAGUGAUAGUAGUUCGGAUAGUAAGGAACCCGAUGACCUCUUAAUAUCUAUCAAAAGAGGAAGUGCAGAAAGAGGAGAACAAAUCGAAAAUUACUGGAGGAAUAAGGAAGAAAUGCUGACGAAAAAGAGAAAAGAAAAUGAGAAAAGUUACGGUUACAGAGACAACACAGACGCUGACAGAUUGGAGAAUGAAAAACUGCUUCAGAAACGAUUAAUUCAAUCAUCACCCAGUGAGAGUGAAGAGGAAGACCAGAAUACAUCAGGGGAAGAUGAAGCCAAAUGGCAGAACAUUGAGAUUAAAAAUGAAAUCAUGCAAAUGGAGACUCUCGUCAAAGAAGCCCUGACUGAGCCUCUACAGACUAACAAGGCAGAAGACAGCCACAGUAAAAUUGACGUCCUAAUUACAGACUUCGAGAAGAACCAGGAAGAAGACAGUCGUGUGAGAAGUAGCUCAGUUGUCUUAGAAGAUCUCGGGUUCGAAUCCCCGCAUGGCAAAGUAGGACACCUCAUUGGCAAAUUUGCCAACGUGCGUGAUGUUGACUCGGACGACGACAGCAGUGACGGUGAUGGAAAAAGUGAAGGGAAAAAGAGCAGUGCCGCUCGUUCUGAAGACACGGUACCCGACACUUCAACUGGCAAAGUCAGCCAUCUCAUCGACAAGUUUGCUAAGGUGCGGACAGACAGUAUCAGCCAAGAAGACGAGGACCAAGACAAAGGUGACGAGAAGCCGAGAGAACGUUCUGAAUCGGACAUCGCCUCCCUGAUCGACAAGUUCGCCAAGAUCAACAGCCGCCGCGUCAAGAGCACGUCCACCUCGUCCGAUUCCGAUGCCGAGAAGCCUCCUGUGGCCGAGAAGGAGAAGCCUCCCGUGCCAACGAUCCCGACUAAGAACAUCCCCGGGAAAGUGCGAACCCUGAACCCUGACGAGCUUCAGUUCUUCGGCAUGGGGGGGUCCAGCGAGCCCUUCGUACGCAGUCAGAGCCUCAGGGUCAAGAAGGCAGACCCACAGCCCUUCUACCCCCGCGGAGGGUCCCUGAGGGUGAAGAGAACCGAGCCCUUGCCGGUGAUUCCCGCCGCAAAGAAGCUGCCGAGGAACUGCCGCUACCUGAAGCCCGACGAGCUUCGCUUCUUCGACAUGGGAAACAACAACAACGUGUACAGCAAUCUGACGUCUAAGUCCAGCUCGCAGAGCUCGUCCUGCGCCUCGAUUCCCACGAUGGAGAAGGAUGACACCUUCAACAAUAACAAAGCCCCAAAAGACGUCCAGUUUUUUCAGUAGCUAGCCAGGGUGUCGACAGUCCCCUACACCGCGGACACGGCCGGUCCCCUGGCGAUGAUGAUAUUGACGACGUAUUUAGGGAAAACGACGCAUUUUCCGACGAAUCGGACUCAGACGCAAGCAUUAU
Molecule: messenger RNA, 3181 nt
Organism: Penaeus vannamei (Pacific white shrimp)
Lineage: Eukaryota; Metazoa; Arthropoda; Malacostraca; Decapoda; Penaeidae
Source: RefSeq, a predicted model, not a curated record